This is a messenger RNA of Austrofundulus limnaeus, 5228 nucleotides long. RefSeq names its product CREB regulated transcription coactivator 3 (gene crtc3). Gene Ontology annotation, cellular component: cytoplasm; nucleus. Gene Ontology annotation, biological process: positive regulation of transcription by RNA polymerase II; protein homotetramerization. The record is from RefSeq and is a predicted model, not a curated record. NCBI's taxonomy places the organism in Eukaryota, Metazoa, Chordata, Actinopteri, Cyprinodontiformes, Rivulidae. Bases 1065 to 2984 code for a protein of 639 amino acids. Gene Ontology annotation, molecular function: cAMP response element binding protein binding. The transcript is spliced from 15 exons.
CUGACGGUGUUUGAACGAGGGACGGUUUUUCUCGCAGCGGUAUCAGGAUAACAAGCCCGCGGGUCUCAGUUGUCGUGUCUAACCCUCUCAUUGGACUAAUGAUGAGCUGAAAAUAUCAGCUGCAAAUUUCCUGAAGACUCCUGCGUUUCUGGCGAAGGAGAGACGAGCUUUCCUGCCCGCGCUGUUUGUUUAUCUUCAUGGAGUCGUCGGACUGGAGUUUGUCUCAGAUCUCCCCGCUGCUGCCCGUGGAUUAACACGGGACUCGUCYCUUCUGUGAAGAGCUGUGAUAUCAACUUAACAGCGUGGAUCGUGUUUCCAUGUCGAAGACGAAUUGUUUUUUCUUUUUUUAAAGGCUACUUUGUUCUCGGUUUGGGGGAAAACAACGUGGAAAUUCUGUGAAGUCAACACAAGACCCGGCGGACACUUGUUGAAAACCGUUUCGUACCGAGCAGAUCUUUGCUAAUGUUUAAGGGACUAACUUUAAAGUCGCUUUUUAUACAAGACUAACGGAAGAGUGAAGAAAUGAGUAAGGACGAUUUUGUCUAAAUUAACUGAGAUGACACACACAGCUUAGCUAACUUGGCUAGCUGCCGCUGCUUCGGCUCUCGGUCCACUUGAUGCUGUUAGCGACGACAGCUAACGUCAUGUAAAUAUAGAUUCAAACAAGUAGUUCAUGGAACUGUCUUAAAAUGAAGUUAAACGGAGUAAAAACUUCUAKUUGUUGAGUAUUUUUUCCCGCGAAAGUUGCUGCAAAUAACGAGCAAACGCAAACACCAGCAGAGACUUUUGUUUACUCCCUUUUUGUGUUAACAACUUUUUAUUUAAGGGCGCUUAGCUUAGCAUCGUUAGCUCGGUUCGGAUCAAAGAGCCGAGCUSUCUGCCGGUGGGAACCCGGGUUUUACGGCUCGUGCGCGGGGUGUGUUGUGAACGUCUGAUGGGUUUGCUGCAGCCUUCGCUCACAGGCUUCGGAAGAUAGACCCCCGGCUCCACACACGCUCCACACUUUUUUGUUGUUGUUUAAACCAAGAAGCUGAAGUUGGGGGAAAAACUGCGGCCCGCACACGAUGUCCGGCUCCGCGGGCACAGGUGGCUCGACCCCCAGGAAGUUCAGCGACAAGAUCGCGCUGCACAACCAGAAGCAAGCAGAGGAGACGCGGGCCUUUGAGCAGCUCAUGACGGACCUGACUGUGUCACGGGUGCAGUUUCAGAAGGUCCAGCAGCUUCGUUUGUCCCAGUCCCGGGCGCAGUACUACGGAGGCUCUCUGCCUAACGUCAAUCAAAUCGGCAACACCAACACCGAGUUUCAGGGUGGCUUUCCUUCAGGGUUGGAUUCAGUCAGGGGCACCCGCCACCAUGGACUUGUCGAGAGGGUCCACAGGGACCGCAACCGCAUCAACUCUCCCCACCGCCGACCCAUCGACAAACACGGACGACAGGUGGAGAGCUCUCCUUAUGGAGCCGUGUACCUGUCACCACCUCCAGACAACAACUGGAGAAGGGAACAGCAGCCAUGGACUGAGGAAAAACGCCCUGGGUUUAGAUUAAUAUCACAACUCAACAGAACCAACUCAGACUCAGCUCUACAUACGAGUGCUAUGAACCCCAACCCCCAGGACCCGUUUGGCAUGACUCAGCAGAUGGGCCGAGGACCCCCGCAGCGCAAUGGCUGUCAUGCAGCUAGUGUGAAUGAGGCAGAUGUUGAUGGCGGUGGAGAUGUCUUCUCCUUCCCUGCUUUGCCUAACGAGGAGAAUUUAAUUGGUGUCAGUAAACCUCUUCCUAAGCAGCUAUGGGAGGCCAAAAAGGUUCAGUCUUUGGCAUCAAGACCUAAAUCAUGUGAAGUGCCUGGAAUCAAUAUUUUCCCGUCUCCGGAGCAGAAUCCUGGUUUGUCCCACUACCAGGGCUCAUUAAGUACCGGGGGCUCCCUGCCGGAUCUCAGCAACCUGCAAUUCCCGUCUCCACUGUCCACUCCGCUGGACCCUGAGGACAGCGGAGGGUACCCCAACCUGAGUGGGGGCAGCAGCACCGGAAACCUGCCUGCUGCUAUGAUGCACCUUGGCAUCAGCAACUCACAGGGUUUGUCCUCCUCUUUGAGCAACCCCUCCAUCCAGGCUUCCCUCAACAACUGCCAGCUGCAGUCGUCCCUCAGCAAUCCGUCCAUCAGCUCGUCCCUGCGUCUGACCAGCAGCUCGCCCCGACGACGCCCAGCUCCCAUCAGCCCCCUCACUCUGUCUCCAGGAGCGGAGCAGCGCAGGGGGCUGGCCAAGCAGCUGUCCCCCACUAUGUCCCCCUCGCUGUCCCCUAUCACACAGGGAGUUGCGUUGGACACCAGCAACAUGCCAAGGGAACCGCCCCCACCCUAUCCUCUUUACCAGCAAUCCCAGCAUGCAGUGGAUCAGAGCCGACAGCGGCAGCUGCCGGCAGCACCACAGCAGCCCGUCUCACCGCUUCAGAACAUCCCCUUGGACUUCAACGCUGGACAACAGAACAGCAUGGCAUCAUUCUUCAGUGACCCGUUUGUAGAACAGCAGUUCUCAAAUCGCCACAAUAAGACUCUACAGUAUCAGUUGGACCAGUUCAGUGUGUUGGAAAACGCACUGAGCUCCUCAGCGGGAGGGUCCUGCUACGAUCCUUCAUCCUCUUCCUCCUCGCUCUACCACUCCCAGGCGGCUCUGUCGGGGCUGGGGGGCAGCCACGGCAGCCUGCAAGACCCAAUGCACAUGAGGUCCAACAUGCUGUACUCACACUGCAGUGGGGGGCUGCCCAACAUCAUCCUGACAGAUGAGUCCAACCCGAGCCUGUCGAAGGACAUCAGCAGCGCCCUCUCCACGGUGCCCGAGUGUUUUGACUCGGAGGGAGGCUUCCCGCUGGAGGACGAGCUGCGCAUCGAGCCUCUCAGCCUGGACGGACUGAGCAUGCUCAGUGACCCCGACAUGGUGCUGCCCGACCCGUCCGUGGAGGAUUCUUUCCGCAGUGACAGACUCUGAAUGUGAUGAGCUCUGCACCUUUCCAGACAGCACACACACACACACACACACACACACACACGGAUCUGCAGUGUAAACGUGUACAAAUCUGAAAAUGCAUGCAGACCAGCGCCGCCGUGCACCCCCCCCCCCCCCCCCACACACACACACACACACCUCCCCAAAGUUCUUAAACUGUGAAGGACACGAGCAGAAAGCUUUUCAUAUGCAGACUUGUGAGGACACACUGUUUACACCUGCUUUGCUCCAGCUUCACUGAUGCAUGAGGUUGUUUGAAGCGAUGCAGUCGUGUGUUUAAAACCUGCUCAGCUCCAGCAGAGUCUUUGCUUCUCUCCUCUAAAACCAAAAACUAAAACAAACAAACAAACAAACGAGAGGCGAUCCAGAGUCCUGUGUUUUUCUGUCAUCACCCCCCCCUCCUCUCCCGAAGCUAUGGAAACACCAUAACCAUGGUUACACACCAUAGCAACCCCAUCACCCUGCAGCAGAGCAGCAGAAAUGCCAGCACAUAGUUUACGGUCCUCGCCGCUCUCAUGAAGGCGCUCAGAGCAAAGCUGCAGCAGAGCGUCCAGCAGUCCAGCUCAAAGCCCAGUCCUGGCUCCUGGAGGAGGAGAAGGAGGAGGAGAGGCGUCUCGAGUUUCAAACCAUACUUUUUAAAUGUUUGCCACAGAUUUUUAUUCUAAAUGUAAAUAUUCCUCUGUAAGCCUAAGAUCAUUGUGUUUUCGAAGACAAAAAGGGCAAACCGUUUACAAAGAUGAGAUUGUAUUAAGUUAACAACUAAUAUUUUGAAUUUCCAGCUUAAAAACAGAAAUCUACGAUUUAUUGAAUAAAUGCUAUAUUUUGGAUGAACAUGGACUUUGCUUUCAGGCAGAUCUCAGGCAACACCUGGAACAUCUGAACCCCACUUUUUCUUUUUUUUACAUUUUCCUUUUAAUCCUCAGAUGUACUUUUAUUGCAUACGAUGGUUUUGUUUGUUUUGUACUGACUUGUAAUGGCACUUGUACUGUACUUUGAACCUAAUUGUGAAAAAGGGCAUGCUCUGUGCUACUGUGGCUCGAUGUUUGUACCACACCUGUUUGCAUCUGUUUGUUUUUGUAUCUGAAGUGGAGUGAAGCCCCCCGCGGCUGCACAGGUGGGGCGAGACAUCACAGCUGACCAGGACGCUGUGGACAUCAUGUACAACUGCACUUAACCUUCUUUUUGCACUAAUUGGUUCACCUUGUGUAGACUGAGAUUUUUACACUUUUUACCUGACAACCCAAAGAUAUAUGAAGCCAUUAUGAAGAAACUGUGUGUGUUAGUGUGUUUACACACAUUUUAAAUCCCAUUUAAUAUACAUUCAGUUUUAAUAAUGUAUGAAAAAAACAUUUUUUUCUUUCUUGGUUCUGAGUUUUUGUAAAGAUCUGCAGUGGGUUAUAUAACAGCUCAGCCAUGUUGGGCAUUGAGUGCCCCCUAGUGUCACUUUACUGGAAAAACACUUCUUUUUUAAACCUAUGCAACUUUCCAGAAUGAAACCUGUUGAACAGGAGCAGUUUAUGCAGUCUACACUUGUUUUAUUUGUAGUAUUCUACACAAUGUGAGGGAUCAAAUUAGCUAGAAAUCAAAAUGUGACAUGAGUCCACUGAGCUGUGUCAGCUGAGUCUCUGCAGAUGGAGUCAGGAAGGGUCUCUGUGCAGCUCGUGGGGUCUUUCUGUGCAUGACAGAUUCAGUGUCAAUAUUUGUUAAUUCAGCUCUAGAGYGGGAAUCGUUAGGUUGUUUUCUAAGUGUUUAUGUCGACUCUCAGCUGUUGAUGUUUAUCUUUUUCAUACUAGCAGACUAAUGGAGAUGUAUUUUUGUGUCAUUUUGCUGUUUAUAAGUUGGGUUUGAUUUUCCUCCCUGAGUCCCAGCCUGUUUUCCUGCUGUCUAAACGCCUUCUGCUGCCUUACUUUGUGUUGCUGUAAUCCAGCAGUUCUCUGCAAAAGUUCCUUCUCUUUCUCUUCGGCUCUGUUUGAGCUGCCUGUGGUUCUGUCACCUGGUGUCACUGUCGACUUUUUCCUCUCUUUAUUCGUUAGUUUUCUUUUGUUUUCCCUAUAAACAUGUACAGUUCUGUUAUUUAAAAAUUGUCUCUGCCCUUUAGUGUUACUUUUUUAAGUCUUUUUUGAGUUUUCCCUCAAAGUAUAAAAGUUUAUUGGUUUGUAACAUAUGUUUUAGUGCUUAUCUUUCUGAUUUAAUAUAAUCAAUAAACAAAAGGACACUGUGUAGAAA